Molecule: messenger RNA, 2059 nt
Organism: Dichomitus squalens LYAD-421 SS1
Lineage: Eukaryota; Fungi; Basidiomycota; Agaricomycetes; Polyporales; Polyporaceae
Product: alcohol oxidase
Exons: 15
Coding region: 36-1829 (597 amino acids)
Molecular function (GO): oxidoreductase activity, acting on CH-OH group of donors; flavin adenine dinucleotide binding
Source: RefSeq, a predicted model, not a curated record
CGCAAUACGUCGUUCAUACGUCCACAAGGAUAGCGAUGCUGUACAGAAGCGGCUUUCUUGUGCUCGCCUUGGGCGCCACGCGUGUCCUGGGAGCUUUGUUUCAGGGACCAACAGAAGAAGUCCUGAAAGGGAGUUAUGACGUUAUUGUCGUAGGAGGCGGUGCGGGGGGCGGGGCCAUGGCCUCGCGUUUGUCGGAGGACCCCGAUAUCCGAGUAUUACUCAUCGAAGCGGGGAGCUCCGAUAUUACAAACCUCAACAGCACAGUCCCUGGACUCGCGAAUAAUCUCGUCAUGUCUGCUUUUGACUGGAAUUUCACCACUACACCUCAAGCAGGGUACAACGGACGCUCCAUUGACUACCCGCGAGGCUUUGUGUUGGGCGGAUCCACCGCUAUCAACCAGAUGUUAUUCUGCAGAGGUACCGUUGAUGACUACGACCGCUGGGCAAGAGUGACCGGGGACGAGGGAUGGUCUUGGAAGUCACUCGCCCCCUUCAUCUUCGCUGUGGACCAUAUGACCCCACCAGUCGACCAUCAUAAUACAACUGGAGAAUUUAACCCAGUCCUUCAUAAGAAUGGCCCUGUCUCUAUCAGCGUGGACAGCUUGAUCUUAGAUACAAACACGCGUGUCCUAGAGACAACUCAACAGCUCCCUGACCUGUUUCCGUUCAACUUAGACUACAAUUCUGGAACUAGCGUUGGCGUCGCUUGGAAGCAAAACGCCAUCCUUAAUGGUCACCGAGUAACUUCGGCCACCUCGUACCUUGCACAAGCCAUGAAUCGCAAAAAUCUCGAUGUUGUGGUCAAUACUCGUGUAACAAAGGUGUUCCCAGUAGGAACAGAGGAUGGGAAGCCAGUGUUCCGAGGGGUUGAGUUUGCUCAGACAGCUGACGGACCCCGCCAUACCCUGAAGGCGACUCAGGAGGUCAUUCUGUCCGCAGGAUCACUCAAGACGCCACACAUCCUGAUGCUUUCUGGCAUAGGUGACUCCGCACACCUGUCAUCAUUCGGGAUCAAAACCAUCGUCGAUCUUCCUGGCGUUGGGCAGAAUCUUCACGACCAUGCUUUCCUAGGCAAUAGUUGGACGGUGAACUCGACCAACACGCUCGACGACCUGCAACGCAAUGCCACCGCCGCCGCAGAGGCGCUUGCGCUCUGGAAGGCCAAUGCAACAGGUCCGCUCAGUGUGGCAGCAGGCUCCAGCCAAUUUGGAUUUGUACGCAUCCCGAACGCUACCGCGUUCUUCCAGCAAUUCGGCGUGGAGGAUCCCAGUGCCGGCCCUACCUCCGGGCACAUCGAGCACAUUCCUACUAACUCGUAUGUCUCGACCACGGUCCCCAUCCCAGCUGAAGGGCACUUUUUCGCCAUCAUCACUGCCGUAAUCUCACCUACUGCUCGGGGUAACGUCACGUUGAGAUCUAGCGACCCCUUCGAUGCCCCACUAAUCAACCCGGCCCUCCUUGGGAACGACGUCGACCUCGCGAUCAUGCGCGAGGGCGUCAAAGCCGCGCGUGCGUUCGUCAAGGCUCCCGCCUGGUCGGGCUACAUCAUCAGCGAGUUUGGGGAAUUCGGGAACGCGACGACGGAGGACGCGCUCAAUGAGUACAUCCGCAACAACUCUGCCACUGUCGACCACCCGGUGGGCUCAGUCGCGAUGGGCAAGGACGAGCCUGCGCCGCUUACGCCUGAUUUGAAGGUCAGGGGGACGGUGGGCCUGCGGGUGGUCGACGCGUCUGCAUUCCCUUUCAUCCCGUCGGGACAUACCCAGGGCCCGACCUACAUCCUUGCCGAGCGUGCGGCGCACCUCGUUCGGGCCGAUCUGAAGAAGUGAUGUUGGACGCUGUUCGAUCGUGUAAUGUAUAUUGUGCGAUCCGAUAGAUGAUGAUUUGCAUCGCGAGCCCCGUUUGGGUCUACCGACAUGGUGCUAUGCAAAUAUGUGGCAUGCAUUAACGUUGAGCACGAGAGUUAUUGUUCCAAUCGCAGCCAGUCGAUGCUUCGACCGACUGCACUCGGUUGUAGCAGCGUGAUCCGAUCCCUACGUGGCGCGUUGUGUAGAACGAG